AUGAUAAAUUCGCAUGAUAUCACUAUGAUUAGCAUCAUUCUCGCUAUUUUUCUUAUCAUUACACCUUAUUAUUGCUGCAGUAUACCACCAGAAGCAAAAAUGACAACGGUUCAAAUAAUACUUUAUCAUGGUUAUCCGGUACAAGUAUUUCAUGCAUAUACCAGUGAUGGUUAUAUUUUAGACCUUCAUCGUAUUCCAUUUGGCAAAAAUGGAUAUUCCAUUAGUCGUAAAUAUCGACCAGCAAUUUUCUUGCAACAUGGCUUACUUGGUUCAAGUGCUGAUUGGGUGGAAAAUUAUCCCAAUGAAUCUUUUGGUAAUUAUAUCAAAAAUGAUUCAUUUUGGAAAUUCAGUUGGGAUGAAAUGGCAAAAUAUGAUUUGGAUGCAAUGUUUGAUGUGGUAUUAAAGGUAACAAAACAAAGAAGUCUGUAUUAUGUGGGCUUUUCACAGGGCACAUUAAUUAUGUUUGUCAAACUUUCCCAGGACACAAAUUUUGCAUCAAAGAUUCGGAAAUUUUUUGCAUUAGCUCCAGUUGCAACUGUAGCCAAUGUGAAAGGAUUAUUCCGAUUAUUUGCUACCAAAAUUUUUCCUAGUGCUAAGUUAAUUCAGCAAUUCUUCGGCAGUAGAUUUUUUGCACUAAAUAGCAAAUUAACAAAGACAAUUAGCAUGCUAAUUUGUGAAAUCUCUUUUUUCAAUCCAUUCUGCAACGAUAUUAUCUUUCAAAUAGCAGGUCCCGAUAACGGUCAAUUUAAUAAGAGUCGUUUAUCGGUGUAUAUCGGUGGCGAAGGUGGUACCUCGGUAAUGAAUAUGAUUCAUUGGGUACAAAUGAUUAAUAGUGGAAAAUUGCAAGCUUAUGAUUAUGAAUCAGUGAAAGAGAAUCAAAGGCAUUAUGGAAAUGAUUCACCACCAAUUUAUGAUAUUAGUUCAGUUAAUGUUCCGAUUUAUUUGUAUUGGAGUCUGAACGAUUGGCUUGCAAAUACUAUAGAUAUUCGGAAAUCACUGCUAUCAGUUUUACCGAAUAAGUCAAUCAGAGGAGGAAAAGUAUUCAAAAAUUACAAUCAUUUGGAUUUCAUUUGGGGUUUACGAGCGGCUAACGAAAUUUAUCGAUCAAUUAUAUCGAUUAUUCAUAAAGAAAGAAGUCAAGAAAUUUCUUAA
This is a messenger RNA of Brugia malayi, 1152 nucleotides long. RefSeq lists its product as uncharacterized. Gene Ontology annotation, molecular function: hydrolase activity, acting on ester bonds. Gene Ontology annotation, biological process: lipid metabolic process. Lineage: Eukaryota; Metazoa; Nematoda; Chromadorea; Rhabditida; Onchocercidae. The record is from RefSeq and is a predicted model, not a curated record. Bases 1 to 1152 code for a protein of 383 amino acids. The transcript is spliced from 10 exons.